Archocentrus centrarchus (flier cichlid) is the source of this 1400-nucleotide messenger RNA. It is a transcript of the gene mrpl57, whose product is annotated as mitochondrial ribosomal protein L57. Bases 173 to 484 code for a protein of 103 amino acids. NCBI's taxonomy places the organism in Eukaryota, Metazoa, Chordata, Actinopteri, Cichliformes, Cichlidae. Gene Ontology annotation, molecular function: structural constituent of ribosome. Gene Ontology annotation, cellular component: mitochondrial ribosome. Gene Ontology annotation, biological process: mitochondrial translation. The record is from RefSeq and is a predicted model, not a curated record. The transcript has 3 exons.
UGACCCUGGAAGUUAGCGGUGGGUGCUACAGUCGCACGGCUUGGAUUUUUUUUGUGUUUUAAACAAAUUCUGAGGCUGCUCCCGUCUUUUGGUCGGAGAUUCUGCUGCUUUAAACAUAGUUAGAAGGAGGUAGAGCGGGUCGUCUACCAAUCAGAAGAAAUCUUUUGCCAUCAUGUUCCUCACCCUCACCCUUCUGCGGAAAGGUAUUCCUGGAAAGCAGUGGAUCGGAAAGUAUCGGCGCCCUCGACAGAUUACUUGGCAGAUGAAACGCAACACACUGAAGCAUCUGGAGCGCGAGGCGGAGAACGAGUACUGGAUCAGCCGGCCAUACAUGACCCAGGACCAAGAGCACGGGCACGCAGCAGAACGCAGAGCCCAGAACUGGCUCAAGAUCAAAGAGGCCAAAUUUGCAAAUUUUCCUGAACACAAGUAUGUCAUGGAUCACCUGAGUCAUCUGAGAAUCAGCAAGAACUGGUCAAAUUAAUGUGUAAAAUGGCGUGUAAAGACUGUCUCUAUAGUAUUUAAAAAAUGUUCAUUUGUGCAAAGAAGCUCCGUUUUUGUUGUUUAUUACGGCCAUUAAUGUAGAGUUUGUAUGUCAACUGAGAAGCCACCCUUAAGUGGCCACAAAAGACACUCUUCACUUGCCACAUCUGCAUAAAGCAAAUGUUUUGUUCUGCUAAAACCAGGACUGGAAUUCUUCCAUUUAAUGUAGUUUUCUUUGGAUAAAAUUAACUUCAAAAGUUGUGCUUUAUCUGUGUGUCCUUAUUUAAGAGUUCAUUAACAAAAUACACUUUUAAGUUGAGAAAAUCUGCCUCCCCACUGGGAACAAAAGCUCUUUAAUUUGCACAAGUGUAUUCCAUGAGGAAAACUAAGAAAUUGUAUAGAUUAUCUGGGUCAUUUAGGGCAAAAUUAUGUAACUUUAGCAAACAGUUGAACCCAUUUUAAAAUGUUGUGACCGUAAAGCCUUUUUGAACCUUUGAAGAUUUAUUGUACUGGGAGGAAUAUUUUGUUUUUAAGCUAAGGAAGCACUUUCAUUUCAUUCACAGAUCCUUCUAAGGUGUUUUGUUUGUAGGUGCUGAGCCUUGUUAGUCUAUCUACUGCUCUGUACUUAUGUGAUAAGACGUGCUUUAUGAUUCUUGUUAUUGCUGCAAAUCUAAGGCUCUCCAGAGAGCAUAACACUGCUGUCUAAUAACAGUUAUUGCCAUCACAUAUCAGUAAUAAUGACACUACCAAUAUGUAUCUGGAGGAAGGACCGAUUAAGUGAAGGAAGCUGUGACCCAAAUACAUAUUCACAAAUCACCUGCCCUUAAAUGGAAACACAGAUAUGAGGCUCCUUUAUCUUCAGUUUAUUCAAGACCUUACUCAGCAUUUCUAAGCAAUAAAGCAGACAAUGCAUAACA